Molecule: messenger RNA, 10487 nt
Organism: Paramuricea clavata
Lineage: Eukaryota; Metazoa; Cnidaria; Anthozoa; Malacalcyonacea; Plexauridae
Source: the annotation of a GenBank genome assembly
GGAAGUUCGCGAGAGAGUUCGUGUGUGGAUAAGAAAUCAAAUGAAAGUCCACUAGUCGAUAAGAACAACCAAGAGAUAUUGGAGGAAACAGGAAGCCCAUCAACUGAAACGAAAUUCAGAAGUGGUCUUUUCAAUAUCGUAAAGUCAAAUAAGUAAGUAUUCUCAUGUCCAGGAAUUUACGCAUGCAGUUGUUAUCAUGUUUUAUAAAUUAACAUGUAUAUAACGUGUGCUCUGAUUGGUCGAAACCCGUGUUUGGAUCGGGCCAUCCAAACACGGCCAUCCAAACACGGCCAUCCAAACACGGAAAUUUAGUAGACUAUAUCGUGUUGUUGUUAUUUUAUCGGCUCAUGAUUUCGCGCGCUUUUCUUAACUCUCGCAACAUUCCCGCGUGUUUAGAUCAGGCCAUCCAAACACGGAAACCAUAAAGUAAUUGUAUAGUCUUUGCCGAUGUCCUUGACACAAUAGGGCCAUUUAUACGGGACAAAAUAAGACGCGACUUACACAAGACGCGACUUAAAUAAGACGCGAGUUUGUCGUAUAAAAGGUACAAAAUUCUUAUGUAAGACGCGUCUUGGAUAAGACGCGUCUUACAUAAGAACAGGACUUUUAGCUGUUCUUAUUUAAGUCGCGUCUUAAAUAAGAAAUUUUGGACAAAAAUUCUAACUACACAUGCCCGAAACUUGAAACAACGUAAAAUUAUUAGCCUUGUAUAUUAAAACAAAAACAACCGAAACAACAACAUAGCUAUAGAAAGUACAAAUAAGAAUAAAUCCGUAGAGAACCAUUUAUGCGAUAACUCCGCUUAUAUAAGACGCGUCUUAUGUAAGACGCGACUUAUUUUGUCCCGUAUAAAUGGCCCUAAUGCAUGCAUUUGAGGUAUAAAAGCUUGAAAGAACAAAAACAUAGUUGAGACUGAUGAGAAGUGAUCUAAAAUAAUAUUAUACCUCAAAUUCAAAGCUUGUGACACGUGAGCAUGAAAUUUAUCAUCGAAUCGCGCCUUACGUCAUCGUAUUUGACGUAAGCGGGUGACUUGAAUCAUGAUCAUAUCACAUGGCGAUUUGCUCACGUCAUCCGGGUGACAUGAUUCGCAUAAACCACGGGCGGCGAUCACGCAGACAAGAUGGCCGACAAAAAUAUACUAAGGAGUGAUGUUUAUUAAGUUUUUAAAAAAUUUGAAAAAUGUUAUCAUCAAUAUUCUAAACGAUAUGUGAUUCGAAAGAAAAGUGACAAAUACUUAAAUGUUAUACAAAUAUGCGUUAAUCAAAAAAUAAAACAUCGUAUUCGCGAAGGUGUGUUGCAAGUUUUAUAUUCUCAACUUGGAGGCCUUUAAUUUUCGGUAUAAUAUAUCAUUUAUAGACACUUAAUGGAUACGGCGAAAUAUUACCCUCAAUGAUGAUGUUUUCCUCGGGGUAUCAUCUGCAUGCACUUCGGGAAAUAUUUAGUCGCCGAAUUCCCCUCGCUCCAGGUCUAUAUAAAUGAUAAAUGUUCUCCGCGGUUUUUACAAAUACACGAAAUCCGGUUUUUUAUGAAGCUGCUAUAUAUACUCUUCACAUGAUCUUGUAGUCAUACUUUGAUUGGAAAAUGAAGCUGCCAAUGUUUGUGUGAAAAGGAAAUAAGCAAAUUAUAGUAGAACACAUCGACAGAUCUAAAAGAUUGAAGGUCGUGUCAUAUUUGUACUCGUGAUGUUGGUUCAGAAUUAUAUAAUUAUUAUAAUUGAGUUCAUACUACUCAGUUCCUUUUUAUGUGAGUAUCCUCGUCUCAGGCACUUCUAUCAACUUCUGUCCCGGUGACUGAAUAUCUGGUCGAUCAUUUUUCUGCACUCUUCUCGCCCAUUUAUUUCUGGCGCUCUCGAUUUCGUCCGUACUUAGUGGAUCGUUUCUUCGCUUUCCUUGCUUCGGAACGACAGUUACGACAGUCCAUGCUGUGAGACGUAAAGUUCUCCAAUAUGAACUUUGAUCGAGUAGAUCAAAUCAUUCACCCGUUUCUCGCUCAUUACAGAAGAAGAUUGAUUCUGUGUCUUUGUGCUUAUGAUUUGUUUCUUUGUUGUUAAGGCCACUGAUCAUGGUCUUAACUGAGAAGCCAGUUUGCUCCUGUAAACAUUCAUGGCUCUCAAGCUCAUGGCUCUCUGUGAUCGCGCCCCUGCAUGUGUGCUUCUUAAAUCUGCAAGGUUUAUCUUUGUUGGGCAGUUUUCACAAAUAAUGUUUACUUCGUCGGUUAUCUCCACUAUUUUCUUUACCCUGUUAGCUACGAACACCUUCCAAACUUUGCCCGUAUUGUUUACAACGCCCAUAUCCUCUCCACAACAGCGAUAGCUACUGAACAACAAGCUAAAGUAUACUUACAUCUGCAAAGACGUGAAGGUGAAUUGCUUCCAUUCUCCUGAAUGAGGAGAAACUUCCGCAUCCCAGCCUUUCGUCUUGUCGCACACAUCGCGAUAUUCUUUUCCUUCUGCUAUUGUUCGAAGGAUUAUUCCAAGCGGGUCGACGUCGUGUAUAUGCAUGCUUAAUUCUUAGAUGACUUCCGUCUUUCUUUCUUGUGAUAUUCUCUGUAAAUUCAUUCAGAAUUUCGUUGUUGGUGUCUCCUCAAUCCUCGACUUCUAAGACGUUUAAGCUAUACUGUCUCUCACAGUCACUUGUCUUUCUAGCGAACAUGCACUGAUUGUCAGUGUAGUCAUCGCCUCCAUGGAUUUCUCAUCCAAAGCCAGUUUCUUCAACAAACUAAAUGAUUUGACUAAAAAUCUCGUCGCGCAAAAGUAGCCUAGUUUUAUAAACGACUAUAGUAUUUGAACGUAAAACGACUUGAUAGUAUUUUAACAUUUAAACCUAUAAACGCAUUUACAGCUAUUUAGCACUGCAUGCUCAUGCCAAGUUUGACUGCAAGACUCUGCAAUGACACAAUAAGAAUUUUUCAGAUAAAGGCGUAUAUCGCGUGAUGUUCGAGCACAGGACAAAUAUUUGCUUAUCUAUAAUAUUCGUGUAGACGUGGUUUGAGAGUCUUGGAGCGAUCUGCGAGUUCUUCGUGCAAGGGCUGGAAAACGGGCUUCAUAUGAGAAUCGAUAAAUCUUGUCAGUUAUACCGCUUAAUUAAAUUAAUAACAAUUUCCUUUUGUUUGCUCGUGAAUUAUUAACACGUUUUGAGAACGACGGUAUAUAGCCUAUAGUCAUUCCGUUCUUGUUCAUUUAGCAUUACUAUUAAUGAGGAAGGCGGAUGUUUUCAUGUCCCCGUAGCGAGUGCCUUCUUUUUAUUUCCACCAAACGCUGUUGAGGAGGAAAUAACUCUAAUGUGUAGCCGAUUGAAACUGAAAUAUAAAGAAUGUGAAGUGAAACCAAGAGACGGGGAAGUAUUCGUGAGCCGGAUCUUGAAAAUUGAACCAGAAGGUGUGAAGUUUAAGAAACCUGUAACAGUUCUUCUAUCCCACUCGCUCUACGAGGACCAGGAUUUUCUGUAUUUUUAUGAGUUGAUCGUUGAAAGUUUAAGCCCGACUGGAUGGCAGGAGUUAAAGACAGAACGAAUAAGCUCCAUUAAAGGUAUUGGUCAGUUUCAAACCAUGUUGUUAGAGUAAUUGGCAAAACUUUCAUGAGUCAUUACUUAAAUUUCCCGUUAAGUUAUAUGCAAAUAAGCCCCCUUCCUGAUGAUAACAUCGCCUUUUUGAGAGAAAAAUUUAUUAAGUCGUCCUUCCUUUAACGACAAAAAAUUAUAAUCUGUAAUGAUUUUCUACGUUUCGGCGAAAUCAACCCCUCUCUUCUGCGUUAAUCUUCCUUUCUCUUCUCUGAAAUUAUUGAUUAUUUAUUUUUUAGAUGUUCCAAAAGAAAUACCGAAUAAAAAGAUCUUAGAUGAUUACUUGCCGUUUGCCAAAGCGACCAUACACGAAACUUAUACCUUAGUUGCUGCAACACGAGUCAGGUCUGAUCAGAUUUUGAUACCAACAAACGAACGUUAUACCUUUUCCAAGCAAUAUGGAGACAAAACAGAACUGAAUAUUACAUUUCCGGCUGGUGUAACUGAGAAGACACUAAUUUUAGCAGUCCAGGUAACAUUUUUCUGCGGUGCACUGUGGUUAACGUGUAACGUAAGAGUUAAUGUAUUUAGUAUUGAGUGUUGCCCUUCAAGUUGAAGUGUAGGUUGCGAUGGACACUAUAUAUACACGAGUGUGGUUGAAGGAUCCAACUACCUGACAAAUAUAAAAAUUACUGCAAACUUUCUAUGCUUUUUGUAGGUAAAGUCGAACCUUUGCUUACAGACACCAUACUGAUACGGACAUUUUGCUCUUUCCUAUUGGUGUCAGUAUAUAUUAGUGAGGUUCAACUGCAGUUAUAUGUACUUCAACCAACCAAGUUGUUAUUAGCAACUUACUUGUUUGCAACUUACUUGACAACCUUUGAUUAAGUGUAAGAAGAACUUAAAAUAGACAAAUUGCUAGCAAGUGGGAUGCUAAAAUUGUGCGUGCCUAUAUAAAAGAACAUGGACGGCUGCGUGCCGAUGGUGCAGUAUAACAUACACAGAAGAAGAACAUUGAAAAAUACACAAUGUAGCGAACAAGAUUUCUUAUACUCCUGUGUAAAUUUUACACCUUUUAGUUGUUUCCUGCUCGUGCUGUCCUAAACAGAGAUAUACGUUCAGAUAAAAAUCUUGUUUGUGUGCCGAUAAUUAAAGUUUCUGGUCAGAAGACUCCAUUCUUCAAAGCAGUUGAUAUCGAGCUUAUAUACUCUCACAGCGACGUGAGUAGUAUCGAAGAAGAAUUUUUACCAGUUGGAAAAAGGGUCAAGUUUACAACUGAGUAUGGGCUGUUGCUACGUAGCCACAGGGAGACCGAAUCGAAGUCGAACUGGCAAGCAUUAAAUGAAAGUAACGAUGUUUAUAUUGAGCGAUCAAGAAAGGAUCAGCUUAAGUUCGCAUUUUCAGUGGAACAUUUUUGCUAGUAAGUGAUUAUGUAGGAUUUUCUAGUAAGUAGUUAUACUGUACAUUGUUCAAUCACAAAGGAAAGAAUUACAGACGGAAAGAAUGUCGAUUUUCCACAUUUGGCGUUUGUAACUAUUUUUGUAUAUAUUGCAUUGUUAAACCAAACGAAUUAGGGGUUAUUUAAGCCAUAUUUAGCGAGGUUCUUUUAGAGAAGGAGCUAAAUUUUAAAUAGAGAGGGGCGUAUUGAUUUUUGUUCAACGCUGUAAUUUUUCAUGUGUAAUUAAGAAAUGCAGUAAAUUAAAGUGAACUCAAAGCCAAGUAAUAUAUCUAAUUAACAACUGCACGUUUUAUUAGUGUUCAAGGGCGAGAAGAGAGAGAUAUUACAGAGGUUCUGAUUUGACUUCCGCUACCGUUAAGGGCCAUUAGCCAAUCAGAUGUAUUGAUAUAUCCAAUUAACCAAUCAGAUACGUUCUAAGCCAAUGAGUGGUAGCGGUGGUGGAAGUCAAAUCUAAAGAAAGAUGGGACUUAGUGGAGAAAAUACGUAUAAAAAUGAACCGUGACAAUUGUUGAAUGAGGUUAGCAUGAUAAGACCAUUAAUCAAGUCCAAUGUUUGUAUUAUAAUUGGAGACGGGAAAAUAAAUAAAUAAUUCAUAAAUGGAAAGAGAAAAGUGGAGACUAUACGAUUUAUAUGAUUCAUUGAGAAAUCAAGCAGCAACAUUUUCUUGUCUUUUAGUAUUCUGUCGUUUGUGAAGAGGAUUAUCGGUAGCAUUUUGCCACUGUGGAGCAGUGGUAUGGUGGAAACGAACAAUCCAGCUUGUCAUUCCGCGAUUGCUUUGGCUGUGCACAAAACCGAUAGCAGCCCAAAGACACUUCGAGCUGUGUUGGCGCCUGCGGUAGCGUUAAGUGAUGUUAAAACCUCUUGGAAUGCAGAAACUGAUAAAAUCCGCAAAUUCGACGAACCUCUCAAAUCAAAAGAACCGAUAUACUUCUGUGUUCCACUGUCAGACAGCCAUCAUCUGCCCCUAAAGGAUCAUACUUUGAGGUAAAUUCACUGGUAUAGUAUUAUUAGUAAUGCUGUGCUGAGUGGUUAUAUUAUACUACCUUAAAAAAUAAGCAGAAACUCGACGUUUCGAGCGAAGGCCCUUCGCCAUCGAAACGUCGAGUUUCUGCUUAUUUUUUAAGGUAGUAAUAUAACCACUCAGCACAGCAUUUCUACAUUGGUACUACCUACACUGGUACAGACAGUUUUUAGUAUUAUUAGUAGCCUGCGUAAUACUGUCAGACGAUAAUGAUGAUCGUCAAGUAAAUCAGUUGAAAUUUAAUGAUAUAGUUGUUUUGUUUUGUAGAAAACACCACGCCAAACAAAAAUUACAUUUUAUUGUUUAUUUGUUUUGCCAAGUUUUUGAUCCGCGCAAUGGAUAAUGAAGUAUAUCUGGCCGGAUAGGUAAAGAUAGGCCAUCAUUCCUUGCAGCCAAUAACUAAAUUGUGAUACAGAAUCGCGUUAAUAAACGUGGUGUUUCUACAAGAAAAAAACAACGAAGCUAUUUAUUGCCACGCAAACAUUCAACGAAUUUAUGAUGGAAAAAUCCUGGCAUGCUUAUAAACUAACUCGGCAAAGCCACAUGUUUUUUUGUGGGGGUUUUUUUGGGGGGUUGGGGAGGUAAUGAGAUGACUUGCGAGGUUACGUAUCGGCCCAUUUACACGAUACGACUAGACGAUUCUUAUCCUUGUAAUGCGUGUAAAGAUGUGACAUUUCAAAUUUCGCCACGAACUGGUGAACAGGAAUAGUGACGUCAGUAGAAUGACAAUCAUUACAGCUAGUUCUAUGGUGUAAAUGGGCCCUAUAAGCUCUAACUUCUGUAUAAUGGCUGUACAUCCCUGGUAUUUGGCGUUGCCUUUUUACUUAGGUUUGAUCCAGAUCCUGUGUUCCCAUUGGUACUAGAUAACAACACAGAUGAUAAUCUUAAUGGCAAAUACAUGCAUUUCUUAACGGAUAGAGACUGCAAUAAUGGCGAAAAUCAUAGUACACAAGGAGAUUGUCAUGCGAAGGCACCAAUCCAUAUUUCUGAGACGAGAUCAGUUCAGGUUGGUCGACAUACUGCGAUUGUUUAUCCUUAAACAAAACACGUUGCAUGCUAAUAGCUAAUGUUGCAAAAUUGUCGAAUUUUGAAGUAAACACCCAACGAAAAUAAGUUAAUGAUACGGUAACUAACGUUGUAACCAACACAGCCGCUGGAAGGGCAGUUGAUAUCCUAUACGUUGUAUAUGUAAAAAUGUGUAGAUCUUAAGUAAUUACAGUCUACACCAGCCUCGUACCCAGGCGCUAAAAAUGGGCACACUACAGUGUUUUUAUAUAGAUCAGUGGCUUGAGCGCGCGGGGGUUGCGUCCUCCCCAAGCACCCCCGCGCGCUCGCUCAUCUUAGCCACUGAUCUAUAUAAAAGUACUGUAGUGUGCCUAUUUUUAGUUAAUUGCGCCUGGGUACGAGGCUGAGUCUACACGCUGAGAGGGAAGGAUGGGUGUUGUUACUGUGCAACGUAGCAAGUAAAGAAACGCAACAAACGUAAAAUUUCAGUUACCCAAUUUACCCUUCCAGAUAGUAUGCCCUGAUGAUAGUACGUCACUUUGGCUAUAGCGCCUUGUUUUCAUGUAUGUAUUAAGGUCCAAAGUCUCAUCACGAAAGCGAGGCUCUUCAGCUAAGGUGAUACAUCUGCUUUUUGGAAAGGUGUAUUAAUGAAUCUUUAUAGCAGACAAUCAAAUGGCCAGAACAUUUACGUAUAACCACUAUAUUGAUGUCAUUCAUACAAUGAGUAAAUCAGUAUUUGUCGUCUUCAUUCAUCUUCAUGGAUGGCGAUGUUGUGUUUGCACCAAAAAACCCGAUAUAUAUUGUGUCGACCUCGGCCAGCAAAUUAAGUCAAGUAUCAUGCAUAAAUUGUACAAUGGGCUAAUUACGUAUUUUGUUUUCUCAGUCCAGCAGAGCAAGACGAACGUUUGACAAUUUCUCAUUCAGCAGUUUUUGUCCAAAUUGUAUCAAAAUUUAAUCUUUGGCCUAAUACCAAUGGCCCUAUAAGUUUUCGUAUUAAUAUGUUUGAUAUUUUUGAGUUAUCGUGCUAACACGAAGAGUUGAAUAUUUGUAUCAACUUCUUUACAUUUUAAUUGAAUUGGUGCCGUAAGUCACAUUGAAAUACUCCGUGACUUGCGUUUAAUUCAAUGUUUGAUUUUUGGAUUUGUUCUAUAGGCAAGAGAAUGUCAUGAACUCGUGCUUGGUAGUGAAUCACCGCAAGGUAGGUUAUGCCGAUUUUCCACUGGGCGAAUUGAUUCUACAUUUUGUGGAGAAUGGUGCAGCAUGGUGUUAACCAAUCGCAUUGUUGACUUGGAAAAUAUACAAAAAUACAUAAUAGGGAUUUAAGAAGGUAGUGAAAACUGGUUUUAAUCUGCGCUUUGCAAAGUAAUAUGUUAUCGUGCGAGUAUAAGUGCGGCCAACCUUGGUGGUAACAAUGAAUUAUUGACCAAAAAGUAUCCCACGAAGCGCUGUGCAUUCCAAAAGUCCUCCGUAUUAAAACUUGCGUGACGUAAGCACUUCUAAGGUCGCUAUUUAGAUCAAUAUUGGACAAGUAUGAAUUAUACAUACAAAAGCAAGAAAUUAUAAGUAUUGAAGGUAUUCAUAUAAAAUUACCCAUUUUAGCUGACUUUUGAUUUUCUGCAAGGUGUUUGAUAUCCAAAUUGCACUAGUCCUGCCUGCUGAACAGGCGUCUUAGGGGCUGUUUACAUGAUGGAAGGCGGGAUGAUUUUGAAGUAUUGAAAUAAGUCACCAGGCUAAACGAAAGUUCAAAUGCUGGUUAACAGAACUGUAGAGAAGAUCUUGUAGUUCAAGAAGAUUAUUAUUGCUGCUUGAACCAUUCGUUUAACUAUAAUCUAUCUCUAGAAAAUAAUGAAGUUUUUUGCUGAAUCGUUCACUGUGACUUAUUUCAAUACAUCGAAAUCAUCCCGCCUCACAUCUCGUCCUGGCAAAGCGAGAUCGUGUAAACUAAACAGCCCCUUAUUCAGCAAAUUGCACAUACUGCCUUUGAUCCCUUGGGGGCCAGGCAGCUCUUUCCUUGCGAUAGUAAUUUCUAGUUUAAAGGUUUAUACUUGAUACGCACUUGGUACUGUAUACAAUGGCAUAGGAAGACCGUAUGUUUUUAUGGGGGAGGUUGUUCCUCGAUUACAGACACAUGUUUGUAAGACUUUAUUAGACUAUUUUACUAUGUAAUCGACAGUCAUUUAUAAACACGAAAGCUUUAAUGAGCAGGAUCUCUGUCUUUCUGACCAAUUGUAGAAUGGAGGAAGGCAGUCCCACUUCUGUAUCUGUUCUUGAGCAUUCGCUUUGAUUGCACCCAUUUAGUAACAUAUUUCCUAAUGAUUUUGAGGAGGCGUGCUUAUCUCCCAUACAUAAAUGGAAUAGUAAUUUAGAAUGUGGUAAUUACAGACCAAGAUUAUAUAAAGCAUAUAAGAAAAAAACAUACUCGGAAUAAUUAUGCCAUCUUGUAAACUGAAGAUAUGAGUUAUUUAAAGAAAACAAGACCCAAAUUAUGUUGGGGGAUAUUUUGACUCUAUUUCAGUUUUGGUUUGACAAUGAUCCUGAAAUAGAGUCGAAAUAUCAACAUCAUAAUUUGUGGCUUAUUUUCUUUAAAUAACUCAUAUCUUGAGUUGACAAGAUGGCUAAAUUAUUUUGGAGUAUGUUCUUAUAUUUCUUAAAUUUGUCUGCUGGUGAAGGAAUAAAUAUAAAGCAUUUUGUUCAAGUGCAUAGGCAUAAGGGGACUUGCACAGUCCCUAUUGUCCCCCUUUGGUAACAAUGAUAGAAACGUUUUUCCACUUAUAUAUUUCAGAUUCCACGCCCUCAUUUGAACAAAAAAUAAUAUCUAUCAACGACCUUAGUGUUGAUGCAUGUCGUGUUGGGCGUGUGACUAGCGUCACUCCAUACGGGGCCUAUGUUGACAUUGGAGUACGAGGCCGCGAAGGACUGUUAUGCGAAGGACUGUUACACAAGUCUGAGUUUCCAUCUUCCAAAGAUUUAGAAACUGGAGAUACGUAUUCUGUGGUUUGUACAGAUGUGAAUAAGACAGGAAAUCUAAUAGGACUUCGUUUGAAAUAACUACACUAUUUCCAUCACCCUAAUAAGUGGACUUUUUAUCACUAUAUGCAGCCUAGACCUUGCCUAGACCAAGGCCUGGGACCCAGGCAAUUUGAGAGCGGAGCGGAGGAAGGACGAAAGCUAACCUCGUACCCAGAGCUCUGGCCUUCAUUAUUAUGUGACGUCAUACUAAACGUUAGCCCAAAAUUGACCAUAACUGCCAAAGCCAGUCGAGUAGAGUAGAGGGUCUAGGCUGCACUGUACGUAGAUUUUAGGGUGCACUAUCGUGAGCUAACUAACCCAACAAUAAAAAGUACAUGAAGUAAAGUCUAACCAAGAUUUUUGCAAAAGUGAUCAAAAUUGCUUAAAAAGUAAAGGUAACCCGUAUUUAUCUUUUUCUAUUUUUGGCCACAUUUAAGGUAAUUCCGCAGUAAUUGUUCCCGAAAUGAGAAUGUGCUGAAACUUUCCAGGCAUGGAG